Messenger RNA from Fraxinus pennsylvanica, 1092 nucleotides. Lineage: Eukaryota; Viridiplantae; Streptophyta; Magnoliopsida; Lamiales; Oleaceae. The record is from the annotation of a GenBank genome assembly.
AUGUUGACUGUUCAACAACUCCAGCCAACUGUUAAGGAUAUAAAUCAACUUCUUAAGAACAAAGAUUAUGUGGGAUACCAACAGGGUUCGUUUGUUUUUGAACUUCUAAAGGGAAUGGGUUUUGAUGAGUCUAGACUUAAACAAUACAAUUCUCCAGAGGAAUGUGAUGAACUUUUCUCGCAAGGAAGUGGAAAUGGAGGCAUUUCUACGGCUUUCGAUGGGAUCCCAUAUAUAAAGCUUUUCCUUGCAAAAUACUGCUCAAAAUACACCAUGGUUGACCCAACAUACAGUCUGACUGGUGGCUUUGGCUUUGUCCGUAACCCCCUCUCUGUCUGUCUAUCUCCCUCGACCCCAGCAAAAACAAAAAAGGGUCACAUUUCAUUGUGCUGUGUUAUUUAUUUAUAUAUUUUUGACUUUCAGGCUUUCCCAAUAGGGUCACCUCUAGUACCUGAUGUCUCAAGAGCAAUAUUACAUGUGACAGAGGGCGAAAAGAUGGCAGAAAUCAAAAGAACAUGGUUUGGUGAAAAAACUGAAUGCCCAAAUUCUAGCACAUCACUUUCAUCCAACAGCAUUGGACUUGAGAGCUUUUGGGGACUUUUUUUAAUAGCUGGAAUAGCUGCAGUUUCAGCUCUUAUAAUCUAUAUCAUUAUGUUUCUACGUGAACACUGGAAUAUUUUACGAUGUUCUGAUUCCAAUUCCUCAAUACGGAGCAAACUUCUAGAGUUAUUUCGACAUUUUGACAAUAAAGAUCUUAGUUCUCAUACUUUCAGAAACACUGGACUGAGAGAAAGAAACAUCGGGUAUGGUGACUACAUGGAGAGAAGAGAGAAAGUCUCAUCCCACGGUAAUUGCUCACAAACUCCACAAAAAUUUUCAUUGAAUACUUCUCCACAUACCAAUCCACCAAGUCCAACUUUCUCAAAUGGCACAGAGCAAUAUUUAGAUUCUCCACGAGAUCAAAUGAAUACAACAGAGAAUGUGAUGAUAAAUUCUCAAUCAGCAGCAGCUCAUGUGAUUAAUCCAGAAAUUGAGCUUGUGAGUCCGAAUCAAGACUUGCAAAUGGCAGCAAGAUCCACAAAUGAAAUUCAUUAA